AUGGCCGACCCUGGGCGUGACGCGCUUCUGCACCAACUUUAUAACCACGUCGUACUUCCGCGCGAUGUUCCAGGCCAAGAGGAUCCUAAUCUGCACCAGCUCGGCACCGAGCUCGCACGGCGCCUGUGCGAUGCCGUCAAACAAAUCAUUCCACACGCACCUUUGGAUGACCAUGCGGGUCUACAUGCAGUUCGGCUUGCCCUUUCGUCGUGCCUGACGCUCAACGUUGAUGGAAGGAUUGACAAGCAUGCACUCGCGAGGGAGUUAUGGCAGCUCGAAGGCAGACACGCUCUGAUACUUCAUGUGACGGAGCAGAAUGCUGCAUUGCUAAUCCACCCACACUCAAGUGGCAACGAUGGGCGCAAGUCAAUAAUCUUCGAGGCAUUCGAGACUUCGGCAACUAGCGAAGAAGUUCUUGCAUCCGAUGGUGCACUGCAGUGGGAUUUUCCCGGCCAGGCUAUAGCGAUACCCCACGAAACUUUUCUGGACGAGGACUUCCGACAAACUUUGGUGGCAUUCCUGGAGCAGAGCAGCCUCGAGACCAUCAAGCAGUUUGCGGCUGUCACCACCAAAGCUUCUGCAUCCAUCACAGAAGUGCGCGACACACCAAAUCCUACACUCGUGACCGGGUGGCUCAUGGCUAUACUGGAAGCUAGCGGCGCGUACCACGACACGCUCGGUCUUCGCAAGCGUGUGCGCGAUACCGUAUCUUUCCACAAGGCAUUCAAGCCUUGGCGCCGCUCGCCCUUCUACCUCGUCCUUCGAGUCGGUAUACAACGUCAUCUGUACAAGCUAUUUGGCCCAGAGAAGGGUAGAGUCUACUUCAAGACAAUCAUGUGCAUGUUUCUCUCAAACUUGCUGAUUGACGGACUGCACGCCAUCCCGAAUGACGCUUCGUAUCUUCUGAGCCAGAAGCUCGGUUCUCGUCUUGCGAAGCUCGAGCAGAGCUAUGCCGCAGGUGCCAAACUAGCUAGAGUUACGCAUCACCAGAUCUUCUCCACCUUGGGACGUCUGUUCACGGACAAACUGCUCUUUGCUACAAAGAGCUUGAAAUCACAGUGGGACUCCUACACCAAGCAGAUACGGCGCAUCAUCCACCAUAUCCCACCAGCUGCACGCGCUAGCGACCUCGAAUUGAAACUGUUGCACAGCGGACUAGUGCUGGAUAGAGCGGUACAGUCAUGCACUAAGUUUGUACAGAACAGAGUGCGCCCACAGCAAGAGAUACUGCAUCGGUACGAAAAGUCUGCUGGCUACAAGCCCAUCACAAUUGUCACCAGCCGCUACCUCUGCCUCUAUGCUUACGAGGAGAAGGUCUCCGAGGCUACAAGCUUAGCACUGACGCAAGACGGUUCCUCCCUAUGCUUCCAGCUGGCUGAUACAAUCCAAGCGUACGUUGCAGAAGUUGGGGCUCAGUACAACGGGUAUCCGGAAUUCAGAAGUCGUCAGCUUCUCACUCUGAUGGAAAUUUGGAAGGCUAUGGACGAGGCCGCGACUCAAUGCUAUCCGCUCCUCGCCCAGUAUCAUCCAGGCUUCGAUGCACGUGUUCUGGACGUUCUCGAGCUCUCAACGUUAGACGAACUUAGCCGCCUUCAGAUUGUGCAAUCGUACAUAGCGAAACGCUGCAGUGGGUGGUGUGGUCAGGGAUCAAAGACCAUUUUCGACGCACCGAACGCAGACUCAUAUGCCGCACGAGCAUACGAUGAAUGUGACGAUAUGUCCAAGCUACAAGAACUACGGCGCGCGAUUGAGAAAGAUGCGGAGGACCGACUCACAGCCAAGAAGGAGGAGUGGGAAAAGGCAAGUGCACGUCACGAGUCUAUGCGGCGGACGCUGGCACUGCCAACCACCGUCUGCCCAGGCUUCAGAACUGAAAUCGAUGCUCGCACCGGAAAGCGACCCCACAAGGCACCGUGCGCUUUUCACAAGCUCAAUUGGGAAAUGAAACAGAUGAAGAUCAACACGCAUGAACACCCACUUCCAGAAUCAGAACCAGAACUCAAGGCCUUGGUCUUUGAGUUGCUCUGUCCAUCAACGUUUGCAGCGUACCGGGACGCCACUUGGCUGAUCAUAUCCACUCUGGCUCAUCCACCAGUUACAGCUUUAGGAGAUGGCGUGCCUCUGCUCCGCGCUCACAAGGGAUUGUGUCGUUUCGCCAAUAAGACGAGGAGCACAGUCACGUUAGGCUCGGUCGGGAAACCGUUCACAAAGACUCAUUGGGAGACCUCGAAAUUCCCGACACCAUUUCAAGACAUAUGUUACCCCUUCGCUAUGUCGUUGAGAUACUAUGACACCGAGGGUGGGACCUGGACAUCUCGGGCAAGCGCCGCUUCAUUUGCUCACCUCCUCCCUUUGAAGCUGCCUACUGGAUCCCCGUACCUUUCUCUGCAAAACGACGGCGAGCAUUGGCCCACAUCAAAUGUGACCCUCGCAACGCAGACACAAUGUCCCCAAGAUCUGACUCCUCACGAAUUCACAGCUUGGCAGAGCCUGUUGCUUGGAACCUACUUGCGCUGGCCCUGUCUAUUGAGGGAGAUGGGCUCGACGAACUUGAAUUUCUCGACAGCUUCCACAUCGGUCGUCAUCUCCAGGCUUUGUCUGCAAGCUGGACCCGCAUCCACCGACGACAUCCUGCGUGACACUCAUUCGAUCUUUCACGAUGUUACCUUCUGCCUCAAGCUGCUCGAGCAAGUAGACAGCCGCUUGGAAACCAUUCGGCGUAAUUGGCGCGAGGCAAUCCAGCUUGACAUCCUGUUAAGCAUCCUCCUCAAGGUCAAUGCGAUGAACUCUAGUACUCGCAUCAGCCGGGUUGUAUCAAAACUGCUCGGAAAAGCACGCGCCAUAGCUGCAGGAUGGUACAAGAACCAAAACCUUGGAAGCGACCAAGCUGAGUCUGGCCCCUCAAUAUUCGCCAUCUGGGCAGCUGUGCUGUACAAGCGCACGGUCUACUCGCUGUUGGCGCCACACUGUGACAUAUCGUCUCAAAUUCUGGCAGACUUCAUUAUAAUGUCGAUCGCCCUUCAGGAGUGUCUAGUGGGUUUCCGUGGCGAGCGACUGGUCAUCCGUGCUGAACAGCGAGGAAAGCAGCAAAGCAAAGUAUUCGAACUUAUUGAUAGAUCACUGUUUAGCAACGAUCUUCCUGCUGCGCUCGUCGAGAAGUGCUACCACUGGGUGGAUCUCGCAGCCCAAACCAUGGAGAUCCGACAACAAGAACCGUUCAAGUCGAAGCUUUCGAACUGGCGUUUGGAUCUCAAGACUAGGCGCGCAACACGCAACGCAACACGCAACGCAGGCUCCACCUUGGUUGAUCCUCACUGUGCGCUCGCCCGGAGCAUUGCUGAAAACUUUUCCUACUUCGAGUUUGCCAAUAUGAUAACCGUGUAUCAACCGCCAAACAGUAAUAUCAGGGUCGAGUUGCAUCGUCUCGAACUACACUUUGUUGUCAAUCGGAAUGGGUCACUCCUCUGCCCUCAACUAGGGGCUAUUGUUGCCGAAACUGCAUACCAGGAUGUCGGGACAUGGCAUGGUCUCCGAAGCAAAUUGGUCAUGCGAUCCAUAGGGAGUCCCACGCAGUUCAGUGUCCUUCUACCCAUGGGUAGCCAUGUCAUCAAGCGGCACGGGCCUCAUGUAUCGAUCGUGGUGAGGAACAAGGGCGAGUAUCUGAAGUUCGAAGUCAACAACGUUCUUGGGCGGAUCGAAUGUCCUGCGGAGCCUCUUAUGCUGUACUACAGGGCAUUGUGGCAUGCGUUGACAGCUCAUCCCAUACCAGACGUGCUCACUGGUCGCACUGGAGUCGAAGAAGCUCUUCAGUAUCUGACUUCCGGAGCCUACCGCCCAUGGACGCCGUUAAAUCCCAGCGCGCGGGAUCUGCUCUUGAUGAUCGCAAAGCUGUCGCCCCGUAGAGGCUACUACCCGCCGACAAUGAAGAAGAUGGAGUCUGUGACUUGGGAUCCUGACACGACGGUGUACAUGCAGGAUGACAGGUACCGCCGAGCUGUCAACGACAUUCUAUUGAGGAACGCGCAACUUCAGAAGUUCUCACCGCCGUUCGAGUCUGUUGAUCGAAGUCCAACCGGUGCCGGUCAUGAUCACCUGGAAAAUCGAGCUCUAUCACGGGUCCCUGGCAGCACAUCCAAGCAUGCCCAGGCUUACCUGCGAAGAGACGGUCGUCUUGUUGGAACCCAACGCGAACACGUUAUCAGCUUGGCAAAGGUCCUUUUUGUCUCGACCCACGAAGCUGUACGCAAUGUGCAGCUAGCGAGACUGUUCGAAAACACGUCGGUCAUUGGUGGCUACGUGAAGCGAUUCGACAUGAUUCAGAUCACGGAUAUCCUGGAAGCAGAUCAGGUGCUGCACUGGGGACCUCUGGUUAUCACUGCCCUGAAAUGCUCCAACAACAAGAAGUUUCACUUGACGUUUUUAUUCUGCUUGUUGGCGUUCUCUCCCACUGCGAACAUGCAGUUACUGCGAGGUGCGCUUUCAUUCGCUCUUCUUCACGACCUGAGAGUAUUGCGACUUCCGAAGAGCCCUUCAUACAAUCGUUUUGUAUCUCACGAAAUGCCCACCGUGGAUCGCCUCAUGGAAUUAAUGGAGGAUGCAAAGCAGCCAUACGUCGCGAAUGUCAAGGCCAAACCAAGCAGGGUUUUGAAUCUCGAGUUGCGGCACAACACGGAUGCCACGGACGCAUGCAGGACGCUUGCAACAUCCAUUGUUGCCCUAUGGCCAUCCAAAGACCUUGACCGUCUUCUCCUGACAACGGUCAACGAUAGCUUGCUUGAUCGUGAAGAAGCCUUGGCGCUCGUGCGGCCAGAGUGGAACAGGUUGGUUGACAACGACGAUUUCUCUGAUCACCUUGUCGAGCUCCAAACAGUUCUUUCAUCGUACCCAGAGUUGAGUCAAGCCGAGCAUCAGACUGAGUCUCGAUUUGAUGUUUCGCCAUCCUCUCUGUAUCCGUCAACCAUGGGGGGCGGUGGGACUCUGCUCCUCAAGGAUGUCUUGACGAAAGAUAUUUCCUUCAUCUCGGCUAAGAGCAGAGAAGUCGACUACGUUGAGCCCUUCAAGAAGCCCAGGGUGUUUAACGUGAUGCAGCUUCUUCCGGCCAACUCAUAUGUUUCGAAACCCGUUGGGGAACUCUCGCAACUCGUCGCACCAUAUGAGUCUUCAACUUCCAUGGUCCACAGACGAUAUGGUGUUGAGCUGCAAGACAGUAUCAAAGCGCUGGUGAAGCGUCUCAACCAUCCAAAUCCCCCCCAAGAGCCUUUCAAUCCCACCAAGUUGGCCGAAAAUUUGGUUACCGCGGAUAGAACCUGGCGGAUGAUCAUUGAGCAGAUGCGUGGUGCAUUGCGUCGACAGGACGCGCCAGCAAAGUGGCUCGAUUUGGUCGGCCUGUGGCCGAGGGUGACGAUUCGUACUCUGCUAUCAGAGCUGCGUAGUACUUCAGGAGCACGUUUCGGCGUUGGUGUAAAGAAGACGCUCAUCGACCUGGGGCUAGCCAUCACGAGGUAUCAGCGCUUGUUACGUAUCCAGAGGGCUAGUUCGAACGGUCGCAGCCAGCAGCUGUCCGAGGAACGUGUCAACGCUGGUCACACGAAUUGGAAGCCUGAGGACCAUGUUGAUUGGCUCAUUCUGGAGAUCGACAAUGAUAUCAUGCUUCGCCCAGAGCAGGUUGACGUGGCGCUCGCGACAAUAUCUCCUCAGUCUGGCGAGAACUCGGUGACGCAGCUGUUGAUGGGCAAAGGCAAAACUUCUUGCAUUCUUCAUCAACAGCUGAUGCACGCUUACGGUUGUCUGCACAACGAGGUUCAACUGCGGAAUGGCAUCGUACUAGCAUUGCCAGAGCACAUCCUGUCCUUCAAACUCAGCGGCAUCCAGCGCCUGUGCGAUGGCAAGGUCGAUGAGUCCGCCGUCAUGAUCAAGAUUCAGGACCGCUUCGAUCGGCAUGCCAGAGAUGUACUCGACGAAUGCGAUGUCACCCUUGGCAUCCUGAACAGGUUUCCCCACAGCAUCGAGGUAGUCAGGAGGACAGGUGUUUCGCUGUUCUACUUCCUGCGUGAUGACGUUGAGGUGUACCUGCUUGAUCAAAUGGUACAAAAGAUCUGCAGAGGCCAGACAUCGAUUUUACCGCUGCGCCACCUUUCGCGGCGUGCGCAACAGGACAUUCGCUCCUUCAUCACCGAGCCCCUAGUCGAUGCCGCAAUCACUUCCAGGGUCAUGGCAAUGUUCGGGGAGAAGCAACAUUUGGUGCACGUAGUCCUUCAUUUGCGGGGCCUCCUAGUGUAUGGCAUCUUGCUUUCGACUUUGAAGAAGCGCUGGAAUGUGCAAUACGGCCUGCAUCCAACACGGGAUCCGAUAGCAGUGCCUUACCAGGCCAAAGGUGUCCCGUCACCCACCUCGGAGUGGGGCCAUCCGGAUGUCGCCAUCAUACUCACCUGCCUGUCAUUCUACUAUGAAGGUCUCAGUAUGGCGCAAUUCAAGCGAGCAUUCAACCAGCUUGCAAAGUCAAAUGAACCCAGUAUUGAGUAUGGUAUGUGGGUUGCGGAGGGUGUGCCUGAAGCGUUCAAGAACUACAACGGCAUAAAUGUAGAGGACAGCCAGCAGUUGAGCGAGCUGCAUCAGCAUGUCAACAGGUACAAGGUGUGCCUGCUUGACUCCUUCAUGAAUAGCUUCGUGUUCCCACAGCACGCAAAGCAAUUCAGCGACAAACUGUCGGCAUCAGGCUCCGAUCUGGUCCUUUAUGAUCCUAUGCGCUGUGGUAACGCAGCCACGACGGGGUUCUCCGGCACCAACGACACGCGACAUCAGCUGCCCAUGGCGAUCAAGCAGAAUGACCUCCUGCAACUGGCGCACAGCAAUGCUGAAGUUCUGAGCUAUCUACUUGAAGAUCGCAACAGGCGCUACGUGCGCAUGGUGGACCCUGAAUCCAAGCGUCGUCUCAGCGAAACUGAUCUACUGCGCAAAUUGUUGCAACCUGGCACUCUAGCGGAACCCCAUUCACGCAUUCGAAUUCUCAUCGACGCUGGUGCACAGAUUCUCGAGCACAGCAAUCUUGGUCUUGUUAAAGCAUGGCUGGACAUCGACACAGCCGCAAAGGCCGCGGUCUAUUUCGACACCACUCACCGUGCUAUGGUCGCCUAUCGCAAAGGCAUGAAUGUACCGCUUGUCGCCACUCCCUUUGUGGAGAACUUGGAAGAAUGUCUGGUGUAUCUUGACGAGAGUCACUGUCGAGGCACCGAUCUCAAGCUUCCACCAUACGCGAGGGCCGCUGUAACGCUAGGACCUCAUCUGACCAAAGAUGCACUCGCACAAGCAGCGAUGAGAAUGAGACUUCUCGGAAAGUCACAGUCCGUCACGUUCUUCGUUCCACCUGAAGUACAUCAGAGCAUUCUGGAUGUCCGAUCAGCUGCGAAGGCGCCUAUUGAAUCACUAGGAUCGCCCGACGUCAUUCGAUGGCUUCUACAGCGGUCUUGCAAUGCCAUAGACCAGCUCGAGCCGCUGUACUACAACCAGAGCGUCGACUAUCUGAAGCGUACACAAGCCAAGCUUGACUACCCAGACUUCCUUCAGACUCGAUCGUCCCGAAAGGCGUUCCUCAAGGUCGUACGCGCGAAAGAGCAGGUCUCGUUGAAGGAGCUUUACGAACCAAAAUCUGCGCAAGCCAUCAAUUUCGUCGACCCCGCUACGUUUGCCCCGCCCUUACGGCUAUAUGCUACCGAGAUUCUGCAGCGUAGAAGAGACCUCCAGGACCGUGGCAUGACCAUUUGCUCUUCUAGCCUCGAGGAAGUAGAGCAAGAGCGUGAGGUGGAGUUCGAGCUCGAGUGCGUUCGCGAGGUGCAGCCGCCUGUUCGCUUCGAAGCUUUGCCGAUCGAUGAGCUGCAUCGCGACAUCAAGCAAUUUGCCACUACUGGUAGACUAUCAAUGGCAAGCGGUGCGUUUGAACCUAUGUUCUGUGCUCUACGGAAAUCGGCACUUGGUUUCAAACAUGGUACAACCACGGCUGCCAGUACUCCUGGUCGGCUACUUGUUUCUACACAGUUUACUAGGACUGUCGAUGUCCCUGAGACAAACGAUAACUUCCUUCGACCCUGCCACUGGCUGCUGUGGCAUUGCCAAAAGGAGAUCGGCAUGUUAGUCAGCCCCGAGGAGGCAGACCGACUUAUCCCGAUCCUGCGCAACAAGCUUCUCGACGUCCCGACUUGUCAUCUUAUUGUGUAUGCAGCCCCACUCACUCGACACAUGCUACACUUCAACGACAUCGACUAUUAUGCAAUCCCAUGUCUACCAACUACCUUCAAAGCGCCAACUUGGUUAAAGGUCGAGCUGGGCAUCUUUGCAGGUCGUCUGUACUUCGAGUGGAAUGAGUACGACAUGAUCAUGUCUUAUCUAGGCAUGGAAGCUACUCGUGAAGACGCUGCCGAAUUUGUGCCGAGUGAUUGCAAGGAGACAUUUACCGCGAAGCCUCUAGCUUUCCUGCAUGACUGGCUCGCUGUACGUCGUAGUGGCCUCGACUUCGAACACACGCCUGUUGGAUUCAUCACGACCGGAAAGCCGCUCUCUACUGAGCAUUCGUUCUUCGCCGCUCUCGAGGAGCAAGAGGAUACCGAAACCGAGUUGCUACAUACUACACAAGCCACAAGCAACCAGAUUGACGGUGCGGAUGAAUCUGACGACGAAGACUAUGACAAAGAGCAUCUGUUCCAGCAUAAUGAGGACGAUAAUCACGACGACUUCCAUGAUGCGCAGGAGGCGUUCGACGUUGAAGGCAAUACGUUCUUCGACGGUGAGGCAUACGAGCCUGCCCAGGAGGGAGAUGGUGAUGAAAAGGAGGAGUAG
Pyrenophora tritici-repentis Pt-1C-BFP is the source of this 8829-nucleotide messenger RNA. The record is from RefSeq and is a predicted model, not a curated record. NCBI's taxonomy places the organism in Eukaryota, Fungi, Ascomycota, Dothideomycetes, Pleosporales, Pleosporaceae.